Glycine soja is the source of this 4180-nucleotide messenger RNA. Its product is annotated as disease resistance protein RML1B-like. Gene Ontology annotation, molecular function: ADP binding. NCBI's taxonomy places the organism in Eukaryota, Viridiplantae, Streptophyta, Magnoliopsida, Fabales, Fabaceae. The record is from RefSeq and is a predicted model, not a curated record. The transcript is spliced from 6 exons. Gene Ontology annotation, biological process: defense response; signal transduction. The coding region runs from base 752 to 4024 and encodes 1090 amino acids.
CAAAUCUCAUUCACAUAAUUCACCUUAUAGACACUUUGUCCAACCACCAAGGAAGAGGGGUCUUGCUCUGAAUCACCAACACCCCAGUGCAGCACCAAGAUCGGCCAUGUGACCUUUACCGGAAAACAUGCGUUGAAGAAAGUAAAAGACAGACCAUUUCAGAAAAAAAAGGGAAAGAUAUGCUCAACCAGGUUCCAGCCACCAAUUUUCACCAAAACCAACCCAGUCAACGCGUGUGAUAUCGAGUAGCUUGCAUUGCUGAUCCGAAUACCAGCGUAGGUUAUUCAAAAGAUCAUCAUCAUCGUUGGGUUCCUUUCAGGGUCAAAGUGAAACUGCUUCUUUCUUCUAUUCAACAGCAGGUCUAGUAGAAUAUUGGUUCGACAUGCUUCAGUAGUUAAAUCCGGUUUGUAGCAUCAAUUAGGUUAUUAAAAAUCAUUGGAGGUCAGUAAUCAGUAUUUGCGUUAAAGCGAUAUUCAUCAAUCAUUCAUUUUGGGUCAAAGAUAAGGCGCAGAUUGAAGUAUAAUGAAGUUGCAAUAGUUCUGAUCAGUAGAUAAAAUUAAUUGCUUUCUUAUUCGAUUUCCUCCUUCUGUUUGGUUAACUACGAAUUUGAUUUAUUUGAUAUUCAUCAAUCACUCUUUGAUAUUUUCGUUUCUGUUCUCUCAUUUUCUUUCCAGUUACCAUGUGAUUCAUUUUAUUUGAUAUCGUGAUUUUUUAGCAGAAAAAAGGAGAAAAAAGAGUUUGUUCCAAUUCAAUGGCAAACUCUUCUUCCGGAGCUUCGGCAAUAAAAUAUGUUCUUUUUCAAUGUUUCUUUAUUAUUUCCGGACUGAUGGAUGUGGCCUCCAAGCAAAUGCCAGAUUAUGUUCCUCAAAUAAAAUAUGAUGUGUUUGUGAACUUUAGGGGCGACGACAUCCGUCGAGAUUUUCUUGGUCAUUUGACUAAGGAACUUCGUCGAAAGCAAAUUCAUGCCUUUGUAGAUGAUAAACUUAAGACUGGAGACGAACUAUGGCCAUCAUUUGUUGAAGCAAUUCAAGGAUCAUUGAUUUCGUUGACCAUAUUAUCUGAAAACUAUGCUUCUUCAUCCUGGAGUUUGAAUGAACUUGUGACAAUACUUGAGUGCAGGGAGAAAUACAAUCGAAUAGUGAUACCUGUUUUCUACAAGGUAUAUCCUACAGAUGUACGACAUCAAAAUGGGAGUUAUAAAAGUGAUUUUGCUGAACAUGAAAAGAAAUAUAAUUUGGCCACAGUGCAAAACUGGAGACAUGCUUUGAGCAAGGCUGCUAAUUUAUCUGGAAUAAAGUCAUUCAAUUAUAAGACUGAAGUUGAGCUGCUUGAAAAAAUCACCGAAUCUGUUAAUCUUGAGUUAAGGAGGUUGCGUAACCAUCCACAUAACUUAAAAGGGGUUAUAGGAAUGGAAAAGCCAAUUCAAAGUUUGGAAUCAUUGAUACGUCAAAAGUCAAUAAAUGUCAAUGUUAUUGGAAUUUGGGGUAUGGGUGGUAUCGGAAAGACCACCAUUGCAGAAGCAAUGUUUAACAAGCUAUAUUCUGAAUAUAAUGCUUCUUGCUUUUUGGCAAACAUGAAGGAAGAAUAUGGAAGACGUGGAAUAAUUUCUUUAAGGGAAAAACUUUUUUCUACACUGCUAGUUGAAAAUGAGAAAAUGAAUGAGGCAAAUGGAUUGUCUGAAUAUAUUGUGAGAAGGAUUGCUGGUAUGAAGGUUUUAAUUGUUCUUGAUGAUGUGAACCACUCGGAUCUACUAGAAGAAUUAUUUGGAGACCAUCAUUGGUUUGGAGCAGGCAGUACAAUCAUUAUAACAAGUAGAGACAAACAAGUGCUCAUAGCUAAUAAGGUUGAUGAUAUAUACGAAGUUGGGGCCUUGAACUCGAGUCAAGCACUAGAGCUUUUUAGUUUGUAUGCCUUUAAAAAAAAUCAUUUUGAUAUGGAGUAUGAUGAGCUAUCAAAGAGGGUGGUCAAUUAUGCCAAUGGCAUUCCAUUAGUUCUUAAAGUUUUGGGUCGUCUCCUUUGUGGAAAAGAUAAGGAAGUAUGGGAAAGUCAGCUAGACAAACUUAAAAGCAUGCCAAAUAAACAUGUUUACAAUGCAAUGAAAUUGAGUUAUGAUGAUCUAGAUCGCAAAGAAAAAAAUAUUUUUUUAGAUCUUUCAUGUUUCUUCAUAGGACUGAAUUUGAAAGUGGACCACAUAAAACUUUUAUUGAAAGAUAGUGAAAGUGAUAAUUCAGUGGUUGCUGGGUUAGAAAGGCUGAAGGAUAAAGCUCUUAUAACCAUCUCUGAAAAUAAUGUUGUAUCUAUGCACAAUGUUAUACAAGAAAUGGCAUGGGAGAUUGUUCGUGGUGAAUCUAUUGAACACGCUGAAAGUCGUAGCCGAUUGAUAGAUCCAGUUGAUAUUUGUGAUGUACUAGAAAAUAACAAGGGGACUGAGGCUAUAAGAAGCAUAAGGGCUGAUUUGUCAGUAUUUCUGAAGCUGAAGUUUAGCCCUCACAUAUUUACUAAGAUGAGCAAACUACAAUUUUUGAGUUUUACAAACAAACAUGAUGAAGAUGAUAUUGAGUUUCUUCCUAACGGACUUCAAUCUUUCCCAGAUGAGCUAAGAUAUCUCCAUUGGAGGUAUUACCCUCUGAAAUCCUUGCCAGAGAAUUUUUCUGCUGAAAAACUUGUUAUACUGGACAUGUCAAAUAGCCAAUUGGAAAAACUUUGGGAUGGAGUGCAGAAUUUGGUGAAUUUAAGAGAAGUAAAAGUCUGUGAUUCUAAAAACUUGAAGGAGCUGCCAGACCUUACACAAGCUACAAAUCUUGAAGAAUUGGAUAUCAGUGCUUGUCCUCAGUUGACUAGUGUGAAUCCGUCUAUUUUCUCUCUCAACAAGCUCCAGAGAUUGAAUAUAGGUUACUGUUAUAUUACCAAAGUUGUAAGCAAUAACCAUUUAAGCUCCCUUAGAUAUCUCAGCCUUGGAAGUUGCCCUAAUCUAGAGGAAUUUUCAGUGACAUCAGAGAAUAUGAUUGAGCUAGAUCUAUCGUAUACUCGUGUCAAUGCAUUGCCAUCAUCUUUUGGACGUCAAAGCAAGCUCAAACUCCUAAGACUUGGCUCCACUGACAUCAAGAAAUUGCCUUCAAGCUUCAAGAAUCUUACUGCACUGCAAUAUCUGAGUGUAGAAUUGUCCAGGCAGCUUCACACUCUAACGGAGCUUCCCCCAUCUCUUGAAACUCUUGAUGCCACAGGUUGCGUAUCAUUGAAGACUGUACUGUUUCCAUCAAUUGCUCAACAAUUCAAGGAAAAUAGGAGAGAUGUUCGCUUUUGGAAUUGCUUGAAUUUGGAUGAACAUUCUCGCAAGGCUAUUGGGUUAAAUGCACGUAUUAAUGCGAUGAAAUCUGCGCACCAACAUUUAUCUGCACCGGAUCAAAAUUACAACAAUUACAGUCGUAAGUACAGAUUUUAUCAGGUGAAGUAUGUGUAUCCCGGCCGAAAAAUUCCCGAAUGGUUCGAGUAUCAGACAAGAGAUGAUUAUAUAAUGAUCGAUCUCCCUUCUACUCCACGAUCAUCUCAAUUGGGCUUCAUUUUCAGCUUCGUUAUAUCUUACCCUCUGCACAGAACAGUAGGUUAUUUUUCAAGAUUUACAUUUCAUAUCAUUAUCAGUGAUGAUGGGGGGUAUAAAAGUGAAAAGAGUAGUAUCAACAUCUACAUGUCUGCCCUUCAUCUCAGGCCAAAUUCGAAACAUGUGUGUGUCAUUUAUGACCAACGAUGUUCUCGCUACCUGAACAGUAGAGCUGAAAAUAAGAGGAGGCUUAAGAUUGAGGUUGAAGUAAUGGGAGACACACAUCCUGAAUGGGGUGCGGAGUUGGAAGCAUUCGGGGUCAGUGUAAUAAAUACCUCAGCAUAUCACAAUUUCGUUCAACAGAUAAACACUUCAUCAGGUCAUAAUUUCAUUCAACAUAUAGGAAUGUCUGAUCCUAUGCAUUCAUUAUGCUUGAAAUCAUCUUGCGCAUAUCCCUCUUGUGGUUUAGAUGAAGACUUUGAUUAAAGCAGGUCCAGUUGGUUAACAGUGAAGUUAUAGAUGUGAAAUUUUCUUAUAAUUGUGAUUAUACUGUAGACCUGCUGUGUGCUUAAAUAAACAACUAUAAGCUUCAUUCAUAUUUUAUGGUCACUUCAGUAAAAGGCUGCUGUUUAUUUCUUUCUU